Messenger RNA from Cyphellophora attinorum, 1521 nucleotides. RefSeq names its product Glutarate-semialdehyde dehydrogenase DavD. The record is from RefSeq and is a predicted model, not a curated record. Gene Ontology annotation, molecular function: succinate-semialdehyde dehydrogenase (NAD+) activity. Bases 1 to 1521 code for a protein of 506 amino acids. Lineage: Eukaryota; Fungi; Ascomycota; Eurotiomycetes; Chaetothyriales; Cyphellophoraceae. The transcript has a single exon.
AUGUCGCCGCCAAACCUCUCCAACGCCAACCUGUGGCGCACCGACUGCUACAUCAACGGCGAAUGGGCCAGGGCAUCAACAGGCAACGCCUUCACCGUCAUCAACCCCUCGACUGAACGCACGAUCGCCACUCUUCCGGACUGCACAGCCCAAGACGUCAGUAUUGCCUCCAACCACGCCGCACGCGCGUUCAAAAACUGGAAAACAACCAAUCCCAAAACUCGCGGCACCAUACUCCGCAAAUGGGCUGACCUCCUCAUCGCCAAUGCCGCAGAUAUCGGCACGAUCCUCACGAUGGAGAACGGCAAGCCAUAUGCCGAAGCCAAGGGCGAAGUCGCCUUCGCGGCAUCCUACCUGCACUUCUACGCGGGCGAAGCGGAGCGGCAGUACGGAGAAGUCGUUCCAUCGUUAACGAAUGCGGACAAUCGUGUCUUCGCACUGCAGCAGCCGAUCGGUGUGGUGGCAUGUCUGACGCCCUGGAACUUCCCAGCGGCGAUGGUGACGAGGAAGGCUGGGGCCGCAAUCGCGGCAGGCUGUUCUGUUGUGCUGAAGCCGGCAGGGGAGACGUCGCUGACGGCGCUUGCGAUUGCACAUUUGGGUGCUGAGGCGGGCUUGCCGGCCGGCGUGCUCAAUGUCGUAACCUGUGGUCCGCAGAGGCUCGCGGAGGUCGGAGAGGCGCUGUGUCGGGAGCCCACGAUCAAGAAGCUGUCGUUCACUGGCUCAACUGCUGUUGGGAAGUUGUUAAUGAAGCAGUGUGCGGACAGUCUCAAGAAGCUGAGUCUCGAGCUCGGCGGGAACGCGCCGUUCAUUGUGUUUGACGACUGUGACCUUGAGACGGCGCUUGACGCCGUCAUGGCGGCCAAGGUAAGGAACUCAGGUCAGACGUGUGUUUGUGCGAAUCGGAUCUACGUGCAGCGCGGAGUGUAUGAGGCUUUUUCGAAGGGGCUGGUGGGUAGAUUCCAGAAGCUCAAAUUUGGUGAUGGAUUUGGAGACGGCGUAGUUGUUGGACCGCUGACAACGGGGAGAGGGUUGGAGAAAGUGCAGGCCCAUGUUCGGGACGCGAUCCAGAAGGGAGCUGAUGUACUGUUUGGGAAACCGACGGAAAAGUCAGAAUCGAGUGGUGAUGGCGGCAGUGGCUUCUUCGUCCAACCAGCUGUGCUGUCAGGCAUGAAGCCGGACAUGCUGUCACACGGCGAGGAGAUCUUUGGGCCUGUCGCACCCCUGUAUGCCUUUGACACAGAAGAAGAGGUUCUGGAGAUGGCCAAUGCAUCUGAGGUGGGGCUGGGUAGCUAUGUGUGCACGCAGGACCAUGCAAGGAUGUGGCGGAUGGGCGAGGGUCUCGAAGUUGGUAUGGUCGCCAUCAAUACCGGUGUCAUUGCUGGCGGAGAGAUACCCUUCAGUGGGGUGAAGCACAGCGGCUUUGGUGUCGAGGGCGGAAAGUGGGGCCUGCAGGAGUUUCAGAUUACCAAGACCAUGGUGAUGGCUGUACCUGACAGACGCGCGAGUAAAGCAAGAAUAUAA